AUGGCUGAAUCAUUAUCUUCUACAAGUGAAACCAAUCCCCAGAAGGGUCUAACUGAGUCGGACAUGGCCGCGGCUCAGAAACUCAUGCAACUUAGCGACGAAGAUAGCAACAACGAUGAAAAAAACUGCAACAAGAGGGACUCAGAUGAUGAAGAGGGUGAUGAUCAGAGUCAGAGUCGAAGUGAAAUAACCUCGGCUUUGAUCGAAGAGAUUUUCGGGAAAGAAGACGAAGAGGUGUAUCGUCCGAAGAAGAGGAGGUAUCGGUCUCUUGUUAGUAUUUACACCGCCACGAAACCAGUGAAUGCUAGAUUUCAAAAGAAGGCGAGAUCUUACAAUAACCCUAAUGGGGUUUUAGAUUAG
Messenger RNA from Quercus robur (English oak), 360 nucleotides. RefSeq lists its product as uncharacterized. The transcript has a single exon. NCBI's taxonomy places the organism in Eukaryota, Viridiplantae, Streptophyta, Magnoliopsida, Fagales, Fagaceae. The record is from RefSeq and is a predicted model, not a curated record. The coding region runs from base 1 to 360 and encodes 119 amino acids.